This is a messenger RNA of Lasiosphaeria miniovina, 957 nucleotides long. RefSeq names its product hemolysin-III related-domain-containing protein. Gene Ontology annotation, cellular component: membrane. NCBI's taxonomy places the organism in Eukaryota, Fungi, Ascomycota, Sordariomycetes, Sordariales, Lasiosphaeriaceae. Gene Ontology annotation, molecular function: signaling receptor activity. Gene Ontology annotation, biological process: intracellular zinc ion homeostasis. The coding region runs from base 1 to 957 and encodes 318 amino acids. The record is from RefSeq and is a predicted model, not a curated record. The transcript is spliced from 3 exons.
AUGGCGUCUGCUCCCCGUCUCCGAGUUCCGCCCAAGGAGCCAGAGGCGCGCAAAUGGCGGGGAAUAGAAGACGACGCAUCCGGGUCCGGGUCCGGUGAGGCAGGACGCCCGGCUCUUCUCUCGUUUAAUAAGAUGCCGGAAUGGUUUCAACACGACAACAACAAGUGGAUUCUUCACGGUUACCGGCCCAUAUCGGGCUCGGUUCGCGCCUCGUUCCGCAGUUGGUGCCAUCUCCACAACGAGACGGUCAACAUCUAUUCCCAUCUCGUUCCAGCCGUUGUCUUCCUCCUCGGCGAGUGGUAUAUCUUGCAGUACCUUGCUGGCAAAUAUUCCAGAGUUACUAGCACCGAUUUUGUUGCUUUCUCAUUCUUCAUGCUUACGGCGACCAUUUGCUAUGCAUCUUCGGCUCUUUAUCAUACUUUGAUGAACCACUCUCGCACCGUGGACCAUUUCUGCCACCGACUAGAUAUGCUCGGUAUAGGGAUCUUCAUAGUCGGUGACAUUGUCUUGGGAGUAUAUAUAAUCUUUUGGUGUGAGACUACGCUACGCAAUAUUUAUUGGUCUAUGAUUGGGGUUUUCGGGGCAUUGACCAUCAUCACGAACAUGCAUCCCAAGCUCCAGAGCCACAAGUAUCGCCCCAUGCGGACACUAGCGUUUGUGGCGACUGGCAUGUCCGUUGUGGCGCCCUUGAUUCAUGGGCUCGAUACAUUCGGGCUAGACCUGAUGAAAAAAAAAGCCUUCACCUAUACUAUGGUGGCAAAGAUAGGCUGCCUUCUAUCUGGAACCGCGCUUUAUGUAAUGAGGUUUCCCGAAAGUUGGUGGCCUGGAAAGUUCGACAUGUGUAGCUCCCACUCAUUCAUGCACAUCCUAGUGGUCUGCGCCGCUGUUAUCCAGAUGAUGGGGUAUCUGGGAGCCUUCGACUAUGCUUACUCGAAUAUUACCUGCUCGGCCUCUUGA